AUGAUAAAUUUAUCGGUAAGAGAACAAGAACUUAUAGAAUAAAUAUGUUCAAAAAACAAUAAAUAAAACAAAAAUAGUAAGCAAGUACUUUGUUAAUAAAAAUUAAUAAGUUAAUCAAGUACAAAGCUAUUAGCAACUCGUUUGGAGUAAAAAUUAAAUGAAGUAUUUGAAAAUUGUUAAUUUAGAUAAUGUAAGAAAUAGAUGAAAAAAAUGAAGGUUCUGUAAAUAUGUAAUAAAUGGGAAGAAUAUUUACUUUAUUAGAUAUAUUUUAAACUAUAUCAUAUGAUUAAAAUUAUGAAAUGGAAGUUUAGGGACUCAACAGUCAAUCAUAAAGGUUUUUAAAUUAGUUGUUACUUUUAGGUAAUUAGAAAUUGAUUUACAUGAGAAGGCAUUUGCAAUUAUAUCAUAGGGAAAAGAAAGUGCUGAUAUUCAAGCAGCAUUCUGUUUUUUUAGGAUUAUCUAAGACCCAAAUAAUUUGGAAGCAACAAAGUCUGCAUCUCUUAUGAUAGAUUAUUUAGAAAAGAUUUUAGAGAAAGAAGUUGAUAAGGAAUCUAUUUUGAGAUUCUGCUAAGAAUUUUAACAUUAUCAAAAAACAAGACUAUCAGGAGCUAAAACAGGAUAUUUAAAAGCAAAUUUAGCAUAAAAUUUAAUAGAUUCAUAUGAGAAAACACAUACAUUUAAACCAAGUAUCAAUCCAAUAAGUGAAGCAUUGUUAAGAUAAUCUUACAAGAGAGAAAAUUAAGAAUCUUAACAUUCAUAAAGAUCUUCAGAUAGUAAAGUGAGCUAACUCUAUAAGAAGAAAUAAUAAUCAAAUUAAAAAAUAAAUUAGCUAAAAUUAGAAUAAGAAACUUAAGAAAUGAAAGAAUGCACUUUUAAACCAUAAAUAAUAUCAAAAAAGGAAUUACCUAAUGUAGUAGAUAGAUUAUAUAAAGUGAAGACAAGAUAGGAAGUUGAAGAAUAAAUUAAAUAAAAUGAAAUAGAGAAAUUAGAUUAGGAAUUUAGUAAAUGUUCAUUUUAACCUUAAAUAAAUGGUUGUAUGCCUGAUAUGGAAUAAGUUGGUGUAAAUGGAUAUGGUUAAGCAGUUGAGAGAUUGAGAAGAGCGAAUGAUCAAAGAUAUUUAAGAGAAAUUUAAUUAAAUCAUAAACCAAGUGGAGAGAAAUAUGAAAAAGUAAAAAGAAUGGCUUUUAUUCCACCAGAUAUGUUAUAGAGAAGUAAAGUUUAGAAAGAGAUUCCUAUACUUUAUAUAGAUAUAAAAAUAGGACCUAGUAAAGUUGGCAGAUUGGCAUUGAGAAAGAAUGAUAAUGUUGAGGAAGUAGUGAAGUCUUUUUGUAAAGUUUGGGGAGUGGCAUUAUAAGAUUAUGAUUUAUUAGUGAAUUAAGUUAAAGAGAAUUUAAAAAAGUAUUAAUAAUAUAUUAAAUAGUGUUAUAACAGAAUCAGAGAUGGAAGAUUUGUGA
Paramecium pentaurelia is the source of this 1454-nucleotide messenger RNA. The record is from the annotation of a GenBank genome assembly. NCBI's taxonomy places the organism in Eukaryota, Ciliophora, Oligohymenophorea, Peniculida, Parameciidae.